Messenger RNA from Coregonus sp. 'balchen', 252 nucleotides. The record is from the annotation of a GenBank genome assembly. Lineage: Eukaryota; Metazoa; Chordata; Actinopteri; Salmoniformes; Salmonidae.
AUGAUGUCUGCCAUAGAUACGGGUACCUCUGUGUACCAACCAGCACAACUACUGAACUGGAUCUAUAUGUCUCUGCAAGACUCCCACCAGACGAAUGACUUCGAUGCGUUCAGACCGGAAUCAGAGAGUUCUCCAACGGACCUGAACAACUACAAACAGCGGUCAGCUGCUGCUGUCGACCUGAGCUCUGCGCUCAACUCCAACUAUCUCAACAACUUCUUGCAACUCCAGAGGAAUGAGGUAAAGUUGUGA